AUACCCAACCUCUCCAUCACAGCUGCAUCCCUGAGCGUGGGAGGGGGCUGCGAUGGCAGCUGGGGCCCCAGAACGACUAGGGCAAUUUCAUCUCCGUGUUCACUCUUCAGAGAGCAGCCCUUUCUCUGUGCAGCUGGAGAGACGGGUAAGCAAAGCUGGGUCCAGGUGCUUCUGGGUUGGAUUGAGCAAACCUACACAGACAGGGGUGCAUGUGCACCAUCCGGAACAGCCCGCCCCUGCCCCUGUUCAGCUCAUCCGUGUGUUAAGUGCAAUGACCUAUUUAAGGUAAACCCAUUCCACCUACGCCUGUUUGGGGCUUAUCCAAGCACUGCCUCCCUCCCACUCUGUCCAAGUUGCCUGGACCAUAAGCUCAACUUGAGAGGGAAGGCCUUGGGUUUGAGGACUUGUGAUCAGAAAAACUGAAGAUGGAAGUUUGGGUCAGUACUAAUAUGUAUUAGACAUGGGUCCUCACCCUGUGUCCUGAGCCUGGGUCAUUUUUCUUCAUCCAGUCACACCCCCCCCUCCAUGCCCCACUUAUCCUAAACAUGACAACAUGUAGCCUGACAGUCCCAGCCCCAACCCUAAAGGUCAUCUCUCCAACACCACCAAACUCGGGGGCCCAAGGGCUGUGCCUGCCACCGCUCCCAUUUGCUGUCCCCUCUUCUCUCCUCUUCUGCAAUUGGUUUAUCCUCAUUGGGCUGUGUUCUCUCUUCCCUGAUUACCUGAUGUAUGGAAAUAAAUGUCCUUUUCCUCCUG
Molossus molossus (Pallas's mastiff bat) is the source of this 756-nucleotide messenger RNA. RefSeq names its product TGFB1-induced anti-apoptotic factor 1 (gene TIAF1). Lineage: Eukaryota; Metazoa; Chordata; Mammalia; Chiroptera; Molossidae. The record is from RefSeq and is a predicted model, not a curated record.